This is a messenger RNA of Acanthamoeba castellanii str. Neff, 756 nucleotides long. RefSeq lists its product as uncharacterized. The record is from RefSeq and is a predicted model, not a curated record. The transcript has a single exon. The coding region runs from base 1 to 756 and encodes 251 amino acids. Lineage: Eukaryota; Discosea; Longamoebia; Acanthamoebidae.
AUGAUGACGUCAGCAGCCGCCCGUGCCGUCACCAUGGUCGCGCUCCGCGUGCGCGUUAGCAAGCGGGUCACGUUCGGCAGCGUGUGGCGCUCGGUGGCCCUGCCCUGGUGCGCCGCCACGCGAGAGUCCCUGACGAGCCUCAAGCUCUGCAGCGUCUUGAUGGGCCUCGAGGCCUUUGCCCAGCUCCGAGCCUUCGCCAACCUCGCGCGCCUCGACAUCGUAGCGCUGGAACUCCUCGUCGCCGAGCCCGACGACGAUGCGGACCACCACUCUGCCGCUGUGAGCGACACCAUCAACGCCCUGGGCCGCCUGCGCCGGCUCGCCUUUAUGCGCAACUGCGUGAUAUACCCGGCCGUAGCGGCGGCGGCGGAAUUUGAUUCAAAGCCGCUGCGAUCGCCGACUCGGGGGCCGCGCGAGGCCACGGAGGCCGACCUGCCGACGUGGCGGCCUCGGCUCGAGCGCCUCGCCGUGAUUCGUCCCGGGGAGAAGCCCGAUCAAGCCCAGGCAACAGCGACGACGGCGCCCGAGGCCCUGCUCUACCUGGCCGUGCGCCGGCGGCCUCGCCUGCGCGAGCUCAAGCUCGAGCGCGGUAGCGGCGAGGUGGUGUCGAUACGAGACCGCGACGUUCCCACGCAACAGCUGCCUCCCGGGUGGACGACGACGUUCGAGCGCCGCACGCGCCUCUCCCUGACCAAGAGCCCCGUCGGGAGCGGAGAAGCUCGCAGAGUUGGUGCGCGCGUGCACCCGGCUGCAUGA